Messenger RNA from Hepatospora eriocheir, 576 nucleotides. NCBI's taxonomy places the organism in Eukaryota, Fungi, Microsporidia, Hepatosporidae. The record is from the annotation of a GenBank genome assembly.
AUGUCGAUUAAUAACAAACAAAAUAAAUCUAUUCAAAAAUCUGAUAGUAGUAGUUUAACCUCUGAAGAUGUGUAUGAAGUUGAGAAAAUACUAGAUGAUAGAAUUAAUAAUAAUAAAAAACAGUAUUUGAUUAAAUGGCUUGGUUAUUCAUUAGAUGAAUGCACAUGGGAAUAUGAAGAAAAUUUGUACUGUGAUAAAGUAAAAUUUGAGUAUGAAAGAUCUAAUAAAAGAAAUAAAGAAUCUAAAAAAAAAUUAUCAGUUAAAACUGAUAAAAAGGAUGCUUCUUUUCAAAAGAUUGAAAAUGUAAAGAAAUCAAAGAUGAUCAAUUCUACUAAAAAUAAAAGUUCUACUAAAAAGACUAGUUCUGUUGGAUUUCAACCUAAAAUAACUAACGAAUGGGAUAAUUAUAUCGAUAAAAUAACUUUGAUAGAAAAGACUGAAAAUGGAACUAUUGAAGCAGCCUAUACCACAUAUGAUGGUACACAUGGAGCUAUUGAUGUUGUUGAUCUUCGUUAUAAGGCACCUUUAAAACUCAUCAAGUUUUAUGAAGAUCACAUGUUUUUUAAAAAGAAAUAA